UCGAAAAUGCGGAACGGAAGCAUUAAUCUGAAGAAAGUUAAGAUUUUUAUUAGUGCGCAUUUUAAAUUUAAGUAUUCAUUUUUCUAAACGUAUUAUUGUACAGAUGUUUGUUUAAAUGGCUGAGGGUUAUGUGUCUCACGGCUCAAAUUCCUUGGAAGAAAAAUGCUUGGAUUUAGCCAACCACUUACUCUAUGUUUGCAACAUUCCUUUACCUUUAGUAGAAUCCGUAAAAGACAUAAACAGUAGUUUAGUUGUUACGUUAUUUGAAAGCAUCACCAAUUAUAACAUUCCAGACUUCGUAUGUUCUGAAAAUACUGUUGAAGAGGCUCAUAAUGUGCAAGCGGUGAUUGAUACUCUUUCUCUGGAUCUUCUUGGAAUAUCAUUAUCUCACAUUACUGGAGAAGAUGUUGUUUCUGGAGACCUCGUGGCAAUUUUCAACCUGUUGGAAAUUUUUGAAGGAAUGUUGCUGCUUAUGCCAUCAGAAGAUAAGCCAGUUGUUUCAGAUUUAGCAGAAAGUACAACCAUUUCAAGUGAUAGAAAUAAAUCUAUUAAAAAAUCCAAGCCAAGUGCUUUUGAAAAAAGUGAAAAUGCCUUCUCAAAACCUAUAAAAUUGAAAAGAUAUACAAAGUGUAAGAACAAAACUAUCAUUAGUUCAGAAUCUCUUCGAUCCUCUGUUAAGUACCAAAGUUUCCCCAGCGCAAGCAAGAAUCUUGGCAACAAUCAGCUUCAAAUUGCUCACAAAAAGAGUUCUUCAGCUUAUCAGAAAGAAAAAAUCGAUGGUUUGGAACGGAAAAAAGUUCUUGAUUUUGAUAAAGAAUUGGAAGCAGCAAAAGAAAAUUCUGCCUUUGAUAAAUUGAAAUCAAGAAGGAAAUUUAAUAAAAUUAAAGAUUGUAAAAAAUCGAGUGUUCACCGUGCUGAGAGUGUAGAAGAUUUGUUUGAAAGUAAUUUGGAGAAAAAAGUGAAAGCUUUCCUUGCAAGCAAGAAUUCUCCUAAGAGUAGAGCUUUACAAAUGAAGAGAAACAGACUGAAAGACUUAAAAAAGCCUUUAAGGAAACCGUCUUUAACUCCUUGCCGAAAGUCCUUUCUCUUACCAUAUAAUUUGCGACAAAGAUCUGUUUCAGCAAGACGUAGAAGACCUGUACCUGAAUUGCCCACAGGGAUUUUAUAUAUGCAUCCAUUUUCAGAAAGCAAUAGCUCCCAAAAAAAUGAUGCAGAAAUUAAAGAACUUGGCUCUAAAGUUAGAUCGGAAUUAGACACCAUUCCCAAAAGAGUAUAUGUAUCAUCAGAUAAUCCCGAAACUGCAGCAAAUGUUAAAGAUGAAAACCCACAAAAAACUUCUGGUGCUACAUUUAUUAAGAAUUGGAUGGAAGAAUUUCCUGGUCUCAAAAUGCCAAAUGAUGUUUUAAAUCGUGUAAAUAAGCAGCAUGAGCAGCAGGUAAUGACUAUGCAUCGAAAGUUAAAGGACUCUUUGCAGAAGAAAACUAAAGCAUAUGUACAGGCGGAAGAGGCUGCUAAAAAGCAAUUGUUGUUGUCAAAUUUAUUAAAAAAGGAGAUUGACCAGUAUCGUCGUUUGAAUGAAGCUAAACAGUUGAAGGCGAAUGAAAAUAAAAUAAAGUAUUUCUUACGAGAUGCAAGAAUGCAGUCUGCCAACAUGAAACGUUACUGUGAUGAAUUUCACCAUGAAAUGCAGAGAAAAAUGCAGAAAAGAAAUUAUUCUGAAGAAUUGGUUGCAGAAAACGUUUUUAAAGAAGUUUUGAAGAUACAGAAAGAUCAAGUGCAGCAGUUAUGUGAUGCUGUAAAAGAAUCGGACGCUGUAGAUGCAAAACAUCAUAAAAACUAUCUUGAGGCUUUAGAGAAUUUAUAUCAAACUAAUUAUGCCAUGAUGACAGAAGCAGUAGCUAAUGAAAAAAAGGAAAUGGAAGUUGAAACAAAUGCUAUGAAACAGGUUGCAAGGAAAAGAAAAAUGGAAUUGCAUAAAAACUUGCAGAGGGAAGUUCGAGAAAUGCAAAAGAACAUAGUUGAAGCUAUGGCAGAUACACAUUUUCGAGAACUUGAUGCUGAGCAAUACAAAUGUAGAACAAGAGAGCAUUUUUCUCGAUGAUUGUUAUAUUCCAUGUAAAAAUCGUUUUAAAUUAAUGUAAGACUACGAACUAUUUAAUUCUGUGAUUGACUGAACUGAUUAAAAAUAUAUA
Messenger RNA from Uloborus diversus, 2192 nucleotides. RefSeq names its product centrosomal protein of 95 kDa-like. The record is from RefSeq and is a predicted model, not a curated record. Gene Ontology annotation, cellular component: spindle pole; centrosome. The transcript has 18 exons. The coding region runs from base 116 to 2101 and encodes 661 amino acids. NCBI's taxonomy places the organism in Eukaryota, Metazoa, Arthropoda, Arachnida, Araneae, Uloboridae.